Molecule: messenger RNA, 4683 nt
Organism: Kazachstania africana CBS 2517
Lineage: Eukaryota; Fungi; Ascomycota; Saccharomycetes; Saccharomycetales; Saccharomycetaceae
Gene: RKR1
Product: ubiquitin-protein ligase RKR1
Exons: 1
Coding region: 1-4683 (1560 amino acids)
Biological process (GO): ribosome-associated ubiquitin-dependent protein catabolic process; rescue of stalled cytosolic ribosome
Cellular component (GO): RQC complex; cytosol
Molecular function (GO): ribosomal large subunit binding; zinc ion binding; ubiquitin protein ligase activity
Source: RefSeq, a predicted model, not a curated record
AUGUCAUUUGGUGCUGUCAAUACGUUUCAACAGUACAGUAAUGAUUACGGUUUGGGCCAUAAUGGUGUUAAAAUCACUCUAAAUUUUUUUGAUGGGAUUCCUGAACAAGGUCUACUAAGUUCAUUGGGCUCGAAUGAAUUGAUAUUAAUAUUUAAGUCGUUACUGAAAAGGGAUGAUACCACUAAAGAAAAGGCCUUAAAUGAUUUGGCAUUACUCCUGGAUUCCUCAAAUGAAAACUUGCAAUCGAUUUCCGAUGAUAUUUUUCUAAUUUGUUGGUCUCAAAUUUUUGCCAAGUUAGUUGUCAAUGAAUCAAAACCAAUUAGAACACAAGCUUAUGUGAUAACAAUUCGUUUAAUUGGCAUAUUAAAUAGAAAAGUUUCAAAAUUUUUGAAAGAUUUUAUCCCAUUGAUUUUACUGGGUGUCUACGAUACGGAUGUUAGUGUAAGUAAAACAUGUUUAAAAGAAUUGAGAAAAUGCUUUAAUAAUAAUGAAGACAAAAUUAACUCCUUGUGGGAUGUGUUUUUUGAACAGAUCUUAAGCCUAGUGAAGCAAGUAGUCGUAGUCGAAAGUGAGGACACAUUAUCUGAUGAACGUUACAUUAGUAAAGAAGAGUCACAUUUCAAGUAUACUAGAUUGAUGACCCAAGCGGUUUUAUUAAUAACUAGGCUAUUUGAGAUGGAAAAAGAUAUUUCUGAAUUCAGAAGCACGUUCAAAGAAAUUUUACUCGAGGAAUCACUUUGGAAAAACUUCAAUUUAAAAUCUCCUCAUAUUUUGAAGUUGUAUGAAAGUAUCCUGCAUUUGGUUGUCAUUCUCUUUAAAUCAGGGUAUUUGUCAUCUCAUAAAGAGAUUCUGAAGUUGUCAGUUAGAAGACUUCUCAAAUCAUUAGCACACGUUAAUUCAAAAAAUAUAUUGAAGUUCUCUUCCAUAACGCCUAUCACACUCAACACGCUUGUACUGUUAGAUGAAUAUAAGAAUGGAAGAAUAUGGAUGUACGAUAAGACAUCUAAAGAGAAACUUAUAAACUUUCUAUUCGUAGGAUGUUCAAGUCCUGUACCUGGUGUCUUUAAUUCGAUGCUCGCUUUGUACCAGAAAACGUCGUCUCAUAGUUUACUGGAUUACGAUACAGAAUGGGUGCCACUUUGGAGAAGAGGUGCAGAGGGAUUGUAUGAGAAACCAUUCUUAGGGAGAUUUGGUGCCGAACUUCUUGUUGAAUUCUGGGAAAACUAUCAAAUUUUCCUUAAUGAUACAAAUGAAAGCACAGUCAAAGAAAGUGUACAAUCUGAUGUGAUAAAGACACUUAAUACUAAAAUUGAUCUGAAAAAAAAUGUAAAAUUACAAGCUCUCCUUAAAAUAGUCGUAAAUUCUACCACUUUAAGACGGGAAAUUGAAAAUUAUUUAGAGAAUGUUGAGAAACAGGGAGUUUCCUCUACAUUUUUAGGAAAUUUGGUUACGUUGUUGGCAUGUUCUUCUGAGAAUGAAAAAGAUAUUCAGCAACUGGCAAAAAAAACAUUCACUAAAUUUAAUGAAAAUCCAAGAGACACUAUUGCUCAUAAUAGAGAAGUUUUUAAAUUAUGCGAUUUCUUUGUAGAUUCUGGAUUGGAGUGUCUUACCGAAGAAAUUGAGAAUUUUAUUUAUACACUUCCAUUUGCGGUGCAAGUUGAUAUUUAUGACGAAGUAUCUCAACUUUUGAUACUUUAUACAAAAACAGCGUUUAUAAAAAGGAUAGGAAAAAGUAUUUUACUGAAAACAUUUUUUGAAGAAAGCUUAUCCUUGAACGUUGCUCCAGUGAAAAUUCUUGAAACGUUGAACUCUUUAGCAUCUGACAUAUUCGAAGAAUUUAUUUCAUCGCCAUCAUCUACUGUGGUCCAUGAUUUCAUUACGCAAUACAUUGAAAAUUAUAAAUUUGAUGAUAAUUACGCUCUUUUGAGAAGCAAUUUACUGGAUAAAGAAAAUAUCAUGUUGCUGUAUUCUAACUGUGUUGCUAAUAGCAACAUCCAAGAUCUUGCACAUGGUAUUUCGCAUAUGAUUUCUCCGGUUCGAGAUGUUUUAGUGAAAGAAACUGAUUUCAUAUCAACUGCGAUGUUUACUAUUUCAGAAGAAGUUACUGAAGAGCUAUAUGGUUGCCUCAAACCUCAUUUUGGAGAAAACAGUCAAGUUUUGACAAAGCUGACGUCUACAAUUAUGAAAUACGUAAGAGCUCACUUUUCUUCUGAUAUUAACAAUAUUUUUGACAUAUUAGUACUGAAAUAUACAACGGAAUUAUUGAAUUCACAAUCUGUAAAAUUGCAGGAGCUUUUUUCAUCUGAUUUAGACGGAUUACUCCUUAGCGCGAUGCCUUUCAUUGAUUAUAGAAUUGCAUUCGUAAAUGCGCUUGGUUUAAACACAUAUCUUCUUCCAACAAGCCAGAAGGAGCUCGAGCUUUCAAAAGUUGAAGAAGUUAUUAGAGAAGCUUUAUUUUUGGAUAGCCUUCUGACAAACCUACCCAAUGUCUUAACGGAUGAGCUUAUAGUGUUCCUAACCCUUAUUUCUGAGUUGGUAAAUGAUUUCAACUCAAUUUCAGAAAAACCAAACGAUAACUUUGCAGAAAUCAAACAUACUCUUUUCUCGAAUCAAGAGCGCUAUGGUAUUGGAUUAUCGUCUUUUAUAAGUUGUUUAGAAACUUUUAAAAGUGAUUCCAUCUUUCAGUUCCUUUUGCAUAGUGAGGGUGACGUAGUUUGCUUUUAUAAGGCCAGGGUUGUAUAUAAGGCGAUGCUCAACGAGGUUGACGGUAUGUCUCAUAGUGCGCUUGUGGAUAAUCUACCUGCCAUAGAGAAGUUUGUCACUAGCGUUAUAAAAGGUAACGGAAUUUCAAGUAGUGGUUAUCUCUAUUGUUCCGUAGUUCUUGAACUCUUAGAAAGGAUAUCUGAGGAUUCAGCACUGACUAAGAUGAGGACAUUGAUUUCUUCUGAGCUAAUAGGUAUCAAAACUGAAGAACUGCUUGGAGGAAAAUAUAGAGCAUUGAUACUUUUAAUUAGCAUGUUGCCCAGUGGAGUGGAGGAUGCAGACUUCGUUCCUAUAGCUAUCCAACGUUUGAAUUUGAUAUUGAAUUCAAUCGGAAGCUGGCUGGAUAGUGACAUAGUCUACGAUUCAGAGUUUACAGUUAUCAGAAUGGCCUUAUUAAAGUUCUUUAGAUUACUAGUAAGCUUUCCUUAUGUCAGAAAUUCAAGUAAAAAGGCUAUUGAGUUGGCCAGCACUUUACUACUUGAUUCAGUUACAAUGUGCCAGAUAAGUGAUACUCCUUAUAUUUUAGACUUACGUUCCUAUUGUCUCGAACUUUAUCAGAGUUUAGUUGAGGUAGAUUUUGCUACGAGUAAUGUAUACACAGCCGAAUUCAAAGAUGAAAUUUCCGAAAACGUCAUUGAACUAUGCUUUGUUGAUUAUCAUCUAGACCUUAACAAUCAGUUGUCUAUAAAGUUCUACAAAGACUUGGCAAGCAAUCUGAAAAAUUUUAAAAUUGACUAUCUUUCAAAAUCAUUUGACAGAUUUUUUGAGGCAUUUCUUGCGAAGGAUGGCAUACUGUGUAUUAAUCGUGUAAGAUUGUUAACAGAUUGUCUCAUUCCUAUGAUCUAUCACAUUCAGGAGGAGGCUGUAAUAGAUUAUGAGUUGUCGCAACAGAGAUUGCAAACACCUGAUAAUGACGAUGGCUUCGAAAAUGAAGAAAGCUCACAUAAGUUGUCAAGUAGGUUGAUUGAAACGCUAACAAAAGAUAUGCCCACUGAAUACCUUGAAUAUGAAAAUGAGGAUGUCUUCAUCAAGUACCUAUGGAAUUGGGUAAUUUUGUUGUCCAACUUCAAGAACAUUUCUUAUAAAUUGCGUCAACUCUACCUUGAUCAAUUGAAAGAUGAAGAUUUGAUAAGCAGAAUGUUUUCUUUUAUUGCUGACCAAGUUGAUUUAGAAGAUACGAAAUUUUGGGAUCAAGAAGGUCAGCAUGCCAUUCCAAACUAUACUGUAGAAGAUAAUGGUUUCUUACCUUAUAGGGAGGAAAUUGUAAAUGAGUGUAAGAAAUUGCUAGCACAUAUCAUGUAUGAACUAUUCAAUUGCGUUGGUUCAUUUACAACAAACUGGUUCCUGAAUAUUAGGGACAAAUCACUUCAAAGUAAGAUAGAGAAGUUCGUCUCUCAAUACAUCUCAUCGAUUUUGAUUACUGCUGAAUUAAAUGAAGUAUCUUCAAAAAUUGAUCGUCUCACCGGUAAAGAUGAAUCAUUGUCAAUUAAGAUAAAUAAGGUUACUAACGAAAUCAAGGCGGGCUACUUGAUUGAUGAACAGAAACUGGAGAUAUCCUUCAGAUUACCAACCAACUAUCCAUUAAGUAAUAUUCAAGUGUCGGGUAUCUCACGUGUCGGUAUAAGCGAACAAAAAUGGAAACAAUGGAUAAUGAGCACACAACACGUUAUUACUGCCAUGAAUGGCUCCGUUCUAGACUCAUUAGAAUUGUUCACCAAGAAUGUCAAUCUUCAAUUUUCUGGUUUUGAAGAAUGUGCCAUUUGUUACUCCAUUUUACAUGCCAUCGAUAGGAAAUUACCAAGUAAGACUUGUCCAACUUGUAAGAAUAGAUUCCAUGGUGCCUGUUUGUAUAAAUGGUUUAGGUCAUCAGGAAACAACACAUGUCCACUAUGUCGUUCAGAAAUUCCAUUCAGAAAGUAA